AUGAGCUCAGUCGAGUCGUCGCCAAUCAUGGAUGAUUGCAGCUUCCUCACCGAAUUCCAGAGGAAAUGUCUACAUGUGAUCAUUGAAGCCGAACGCGAUCCGCAGACGUUGUUCACCAAUGAUGAGACAUGCGAAUAUCAUGAGAAUGUGAUGGCGUAUCUCAAAAAGUUGCUCAUUGAGAAGGCGCACCUUCAAAAGUGCGGAAAUACGAAUUUCGCGAUUCAAUUGAUUGACGAAGAAGUUUGCCGCCUUUUGAUGGUGCCUGUCUCGAUACCAUACGUCAGUUUGUUGGAGCAGUACGGACGCGAGAUGCUGAUGUGCUCGCCGGACGUUUUCACGAAUCACACGCUAUCCGAUGAAUCGCUUCAUUCGGAGGACAAUGAGGAGGUGACGCUGACGAAGAGCGUCCUCAUUCCGAUUGAUGAGUAUCCAUCGUAUAAUUUCAUUGGGCGAAUUAUUGGACCUCGCGGAAUGACUGCUAAACAAUUGGAAAAGGACACUGGCUGCCGAAUUAUGGUCCGCGGAUAUUAUUUGAACAAAAUUUAUGGACGCGCUCCUCGCAAUGGACUACUUGAUGAAAAUGACCCGUCUGAAUCGCCGCUACGAGUUGUUCUGGAGACGACUGGGCCGAGAAAAGAGGCGAAUGAGAGGCUGAAUGCCGCUAUCAAUGUUGUGAAGUCGCUUUUGGUGCCACCGUCUGACGGCCAAGAUGAGCUGAAGCGUCGUCAACUCGUCGAGCUCGCCGUGAUGAACGGCACCUAUCGUGGUACAGGCAGCCGAAAAACGCCGGCGCAUUUUUAA
Molecule: messenger RNA, 801 nt
Organism: Caenorhabditis bovis
Lineage: Eukaryota; Metazoa; Nematoda; Chromadorea; Rhabditida; Rhabditidae
Source: the annotation of a GenBank genome assembly